Phragmites australis (common reed) is the source of this 1221-nucleotide messenger RNA. RefSeq lists its product as uncharacterized. Bases 1 to 1221 code for a protein of 406 amino acids. The record is from RefSeq and is a predicted model, not a curated record. Lineage: Eukaryota; Viridiplantae; Streptophyta; Magnoliopsida; Poales; Poaceae. The transcript has 3 exons.
AUGGUGGUCACCAACUACCUACGCCGCCGUCUGGCCCCCUUGCGGGAGCAUGCCCGCGCUGCCUGGAUGUACACCGGCUCGGGCGACCUGACGAGGACCCACAUCGGCCCGGACGGGGACCUCGACGAGGGGGCACUGGCGACCCUGCUGAAGGUGGUGAUCGGCGUCGACGACCUCGCCCAGGCGGUCAUGCCCCGAGAGGAGCUAGCGCUCUGCGUGGAUCUGGGCCAGGCGGCACUGCAAGCGUCCAUGUCGGAGUUCGACGCUCAAGGGAUGGUGGAUCGUCCAGGGUGCCAGAACCCCGGGACUAUACAGAUCCCCGGGGUAGAUGACAACGGAGGGCGGGGCGCCGCUGCCGAAGGCAGCAGGCCGGCGGCCCGAGGAGACAAGGGGAAGCAUCCCUGGGCAUACGUCCGUCAGCUGUCUUCAUCGUCGUCGCCGUCACCUCCGCGACAACGGCCGGCGGUGGGUGGCGCGACGGAGGGUGACCGAGGCGGCCAAUCUUCGGGAGCAGAGUCCGGGACGGAGGCCAGAUCUAGGGCGUGGGAGCCUGAGGGCCAGGGCCCGGCUGGCGGCGCAACGGCUGGCAGCUGUACCGACCAGCCAUCGGAGAAAAACUCCGGGGCGACCGCUGGGGCCAGCCCACAACGGCCCGAGGGCCAGAGCCCUCCCCCGAAGAGGAGGAAGGCGGAGCCCGGACCAAAGCCGCAAAUCCCCGACUUCCGGAUUCCGAAGUCUCGGUGGCGGUACCGUGGGCCGAAAACCACGCCGCCCAAGGACCCCGCAGGAGGCCAAAGGCAACCAGAGGAGCCAAGGCCAGUCCCUGUUCCAGGGCCGAGUGCGCCAGUUCCGAGGGCGCCGGCCAGCCCUGAGCUGAGGGCCCCGGCGGGUCUCGAGCAGCAAACGCCGACUGAACCUGCCCCGAGCCCUCCGAGGAAGGAGGGAUCUAGCCCCCAGCCAUCUUCUGGCCAGGCCCCGGAACCCCUCCCGGAGGUGCUAGGAAGCGCCUGGGUGGUCAUAGGGUGGCUUGAACUGGCCGUGGCGGUAGAGAAGGCAGAGCACGUUGCCCUGGUUGAUGAGAGGGGCCGGCUGGAGGAGGCUCGAAAACUUUUGGAGACCCGCGUCGCCUCGGCUCACGCGUCUUACGAGAAGUCCAUGCGCGAGGUGGUCGAGGAGCGGGAGACGCUGGAGGAGACAUGUGACGAGGCUGUUGCUGCGUAG